Molecule: messenger RNA, 348 nt
Organism: Brugia pahangi
Lineage: Eukaryota; Metazoa; Nematoda; Chromadorea; Rhabditida; Onchocercidae
Source: the annotation of a GenBank genome assembly
AUGCUUGGGGACAAUUGCGAAGACAGUUGGAAGUAUCGUUGGGAAGCAGCCGUACAGCAUCAUUUCGAGAGAAAUAUCAGUAUCGAGAAACUUUAUAAUAUUGAAAACGACCAUGUUUCUGCAGUGUUGCGAUCAAAUGUAGUAUUGCGGUCAAAUGCAACGUUGCGAUCAAAUGUAUUAUUGCGGUCAAAUGCAACGUUGCGAUCAAAUGUAUUAUUGCGGUCAAAUGCAACGUUGCGAUCAAAUGUAGUAUUGCGGUCAAAUGCAACGUUGCGAUCAAAUGCAACGUUGCGAUCAAAUGUAGUAUUGCGAUCAAAUGCAAUAUUACGAUCAGGUGCAGUGUUGUGA